ACGUCGUAAGAGAAACUUGGUUACAUACAUACAUACAUACAUUCAUACAUACAAUUAUACUAUACCAGUGUAUUAGUGUUUUUACUACGAGAAAUAUAUACACAUAUAUAUUUUGAUUUUUGACAAUUUAUUAUUUUAAUUUAAAAUCAAUCAAUUAAUUUAAAAUGAAAUUUGUAUACAAAGAAGAACAUCCAUUUGAGAAAAGAAAAGCAGAAGGUGAAAAAAUCCGUAGAAAGUAUCCAGAUCGAGUACCAGUCAUUGUGGAAAAGGCUCCUAAAGCUAGAAUUGGUGAUUUAGAUAAAAAGAAAUAUUUAGUACCAUCUGAUUUAACUGUUGGUCAAUUUUAUUUUUUGAUCCGAAAACGAAUACAUUUGAGACCUGAGGAUGCAUUAUUUUUCUUUGUAAAUAAUGUUAUUCCACCAACAUCAGCGACAAUGGGAUCUCUUUAUCAGGAACACCAUGAAGAAGAUUUCUUUUUAUACAUUGCAUAUUCCGAUGAAAAUGUUUAUGGAAAACUAGCAAGAAGUUAAACAAUUUAAAAACACUUAUAAUAUUAUGAAUAAUAAUAACUAUGAAAAAAAAAACAAAAAAAUGAAAACCAGAAAAAUCUAAUUUUUCAGCACUGUGUUACAAUUAUGUUUUUCUUUGAAUUAAUUUUCUUUUAUCUAAAAUCCCCACAAUCGUUUAAAACAGGCCUCUAAACAUUUAUAGAAAAAUUUUAAAAUAACUUAUUUCAAGUUUAUUUUAGUUCGUAACGGCGUGGCUGUUAUAUUCUUUGAUAGUGAUACUCAUCGCCAGUUUUGAGCCCUUUUUUCAACGACUGUGCUUCAAAAUUCAUUGACUGUGCUAAUGAGUCUUAGUUUUAAUUUUAAAAAAAAUUUUAUUUUAUAAAAUUUUGAAUAGUUAAUUUGCUUUUCUUUUUUUUUUAAAUAAAAUUCAAAUAAAUUUUUAGGACAGCUCUUUGUAUGUAAAAAACAUAAGAAUGUGUAUUUUUUUACUUUUAAGGCCCUUUUUUUUAAGACAAUUGUGAUAUUUUUUUUUGUAAUUCGAAUCCAAGUAUCACAAUAAAUUUAUAAUUUUUUUUUUUUAAUUUUAGUCAAACAAAGCCAAUAGAUAACUUUGAGUAUCCACACUCACAAAAACGUUUUUUGAUCCUAGAG
Molecule: messenger RNA, 1160 nt
Organism: Chrysoperla carnea
Lineage: Eukaryota; Metazoa; Arthropoda; Insecta; Neuroptera; Chrysopidae
Gene: Atg8a
Product: gamma-aminobutyric acid receptor-associated protein
Exons: 3
Coding region: 165-530 (121 amino acids)
Biological process (GO): cellular response to nitrogen starvation; autophagy of mitochondrion; macroautophagy
Cellular component (GO): autophagosome membrane; autophagosome; cytosol
Molecular function (GO): ubiquitin protein ligase binding; GABA receptor binding
Source: RefSeq, a predicted model, not a curated record